UUUUUUUUCUCCUCACUACUGUGAGUUGUCCGCCCCUUAGUCAAAGGUUUUGUUCCAGACAGAGAAAGAGAAAGAGGGUUUGUGUUUCAGCCUUGCUGAAAAUCCACACCCAUUUCAUUGCACUGUUUGAGAGGCAAAGUGUCAUACUUGUGCUUCAGCACCGGAGUUCAAUAACCUAUCGGUAAUACUUUAUAUACAGUGAAUUAUCUACUUAAAAGGCGGCUGAAAAGCAUCUGGGAAUCAAAAAGGAAGCAAGGAAAGUAGUUCUUGCGUGUGAAAAAAAAAAAAAAAAAAAAAUAGGAAGGUUUUAAACGAUUUUUUUGUGUGUGUGUUGACUGAAGACAGUUACUUAAGCAUGUCGCUUUCGGUACCUCACAACGGUGUAAAGGGAGACAAUGAACCCGUGAUCGAGCUUUUUGUAAAGGCUGGUAGCGAUGGAGAAAGCAUUGGAAACUGCCCCUUCUCACAAAGACUGUUCAUGAUUUUGUGGCUAAAAGGAGUGGUCUUUAACGUCACUACAGUGGACCUCAAGAGGAAACCAGCAGACCUGCAGAACCUGGCCCCAGGGACACAUCCCCCAUUCAUCACCUUCAACGGAGAUGUGAAGACAGACGUCAACAAGAUAGAAGAGUUCCUGGAAGAUGUGCUCAGCCCUCCCAAGUACAUGAAACUCGCUGCCAGACACCCAGAAUCCAACACUGCUGGGAUGGAUAUCUUUGCCAAGUUUUCUGCCUUCAUCAAGAACUCAAAACCAGAUGCAAACGAAGCCCUGGAGCGGGGUUUACUGAAGACCCUGCAGAAGCUGGAUGAGUACCUGCACUCCCCUCUCCCUGAUGAGAUUGAUGAGAACAGCAUGGAGGAUAUCAAAGUGUCCAGCCGCAAGUUCCUCGACGGAAACGAGAUGACACUGGCUGACUGCAACCUGCUGCCCAAGCUGCACAUCGUCAAGGUGGUGGCAAAGAAGUACCGCGGCUUUGUAAUCCCGAGGGGCAUGACUGCUAUCUGGAAGUACCUGGCCAACGCCUACACCCGAGAGGAGUUCACCAACACCUGCCCGAGCGACACGGAGAUCGAGAUCGCCUACGAAGACGUGACCAAGCUGCUCACCAAGUAACCAGCCCCAGACAAACCCCCAGCAACAACAGGACUGUUCACAGAGCGCGCGUUUCAUUUACAACAUUAUACGUCUUUUCAUUUACAACAAUAAAACUGCAUGAUUAGAUUUUUUACUUUUGCCGUUAAGCGAAGUCACAGAUAAAGUGCAGUAGAGAGUGGGCAAUGCAAUGGUGAAGUAAUAUGGGAGCUGCCAGCUGUUCAGAUGAAGGAAAUACAUUCUGAAGGAAUGUCAUUGUUAUAUCAUUACCAGUUGCUGUUUAUCAUACAGCAUUACCAGAUUUUUUUUAAUGUCUCCACAUGCUAUGUAACUUCACAGCAGUGUUAUCAUACAGUGUGUUACAAAUGAGAUAGGGAGUGGAGAGGUGAUUUUAAGAAUGUUGGAAUUGGAGAGGACUAAUGAAGCAAAGCUGUAGGACCUCCAGCAUGUCUUUUGACAACGAGAAGUUGCGCGCAGCUUUAAAAUAAAUGAUUAAACGGGCGAGGCAGCUCUGGCAGUGUGAGCUUGUGGUACAUAACUAAGCCUACAGGUCUUUUACAUCACUGUAUCAGAAUCUGGAUUAGACAGAUAGGUCUUACUGAAGAGAGCUGUCACAUGAAAAAGCUAAAAGACGUAAAAAAAAUAAAGUUGAGAUCAUUUCAGAAUGCUCGAGGCUUAUAAUUAACAUUGUUGAGAGACUAGAGUCACCUAACAGAAUGUAUAAAAGGGUCCUGAACUGCAAUAUAAUUAUUGAGGGGAGAGGCUGAAAAUACAGCUCUAGUGGCCCACAACAAAUUAUAGAUGUAUUCCCCAAUGUUUCUGAAACCCAACUGACACAAUGAAGUUAAUCACACUGGCAGUAAAGUAUUUCUUCACCUGUAGAAGUGUGGUUCACUUCAACUGAAUGACUUUCUGUGGCACGAAUGUUUUUAGUAUUAUUUUCGAACAUGUAAGGUAUAUCAUUUGGAUGUUUGACUUUGUUUUCUUUACUUUUAAAAAGGUGUUGACACACUGAGACACUAAGAUGUGUGCAUCAAGUUACUCUAAAUAUAUUUGUACAGGUUUUACUGAAUAGUAGUGCAGUGAUUAUCUAAUAGGGAUUUGAUAGUUGGUAUCAAUGCACUCAGUACCGGAACUCUUCAAAUUUGUACUCUUCAUCCAAAAUCUCAAUUGGACUCUUUAUUUUUUAUAAAUUAAAAAUAAAAUCUUUAUUACAUUUUUAUUCUUUUAAUGCAAAAGAAUUGUAAAUAUUUAUCUCUAAAUGUUAUCAUUUUGUACUGCGAUGCUGUCCAUUCAGUUUAUUUGAAGGAAGCAUACUUUCUGUAUGUUUUGGGUUUUUGAAGGGAGCAUGUACAGUGUCCAGUCACCAGUGUUUGCUUGAUUUCUUGAGUAGUUUUCAAUUAAUCAUUGCAUUACUAUCAGUGUAUGUGUAAUACUUUUAGAUGCGGAUUAGGGCCUGCAUUUCAAUCAUAUUGAAAUGAAACUAAAUUACGAUACAACUGCAGAUUUGCAGAAAUCUUUGAAAGUUCUUCAAAAUGAUUUAUGUGAUCGACUGAAAUUGGGACGACUGUUGCCUUCAAAGCACGUUUUACAAUAUCGUUAUCUGCCAAGCCAUGACAAUAUAUUGAAUAUAUUGCUUAAAACACCUGCUACUCUUCCAUUUACCCGACUAGUAACUUGUUCUGCAUUUGCAAAAUGUUUACUUUGUCACAAUUCAUGCAUGUAUUUGUGAAAAUCAAACCCUGCAUUUUAAUUAAAGUACCGUUUGGAAUUCA
Acipenser ruthenus (sterlet) is the source of this 2868-nucleotide messenger RNA. Its product is annotated as chloride intracellular channel protein 4-like. The record is from RefSeq and is a predicted model, not a curated record. The transcript is spliced from 6 exons. The coding region runs from base 356 to 1114 and encodes 252 amino acids. NCBI's taxonomy places the organism in Eukaryota, Metazoa, Chordata, Actinopteri, Acipenseriformes, Acipenseridae.